UACCAGUUGACUAUGUGUUUGAUGUCGAGCUCGAUGGCUGCCAUGACGACCCAGAAAAAGUACCAGGCGAGAGAGGUGACGAGGGCGAUCCCCAACAUCACUCCCGUCCAAGACAGGGCUCGGUGGGCGGGGCGAGGCGGUUGAGCUUUCUCUCUCAUUAUAUGUUUACUCUAUGUCUAAAUUUGCAGCCUUACAAUACAAUGGUGAGAUAUUUUGGAUAUUUGGAUUUCUGGGCUUCAGUUUCUUUCUGGUGGCUUAGGAUCCGCCGCCGGUGAGUCGGUCACGUGAGCUGAAGAAGCGCCGUUGCUCAGAAACAGACUGUCCAUCAAAUAGGGCCCGUACCAGCCGAUACCUACUCCCACAAAACCGAUCAAAACUCUCUGGUAGCGCGGUAGACUCAGGUAGCUUUUCAAGAAGCCCAUUUAUAUACGGAGAGAGGGCGGGCCGUAGUAAUUUAUAGUGGAGCUCAAAGGUCGUCAUAGGUGUGAAAUUUUUGCGAGCCGAGAAAAAUACGACACUCACCGAGAGACUGAGUCGCGGACUGAGUAGAGAAUGACAACGAGAAAGAGGCUGAGAGAAAUGCGGGGCGAGAGCCAGGAGGAGAAGGAGGGAGAGUCAGAAGUUAGCAGAGAAGAACAGCUGCUUCCACCAGUAAAGAUAAGGAAGGAGAGUCAUUGGACUAAUGGGGACGCAAUCGGUACUGGAAGUUUCCGUCGACAGGAAAUUGCACUUCGAAACCCCGCCCCUUGUAGCAGUGAGGCCACACCCCCUACAACGAGCUCCAAGGGGAAGCGGAGAUGCAUAACCUACGAAGAAGCCAAGCAAGGGACGAGAGAGCCGGUGAGGGUGUAUGCAGACGGUGUGUUUGACCUGUUUCACAACGGGCACGCUCGUGUCCUCAUGCAGGCAAAGAACGCCUUUCCCAAUGCCUAUCUCAUUGUCGGAGGUAUGGGGCACCCUUUGCUACCAGUGACUACACACACACUUGCAAUAAAGGGUAUUGAUUGUUGUUUGGAUGCAGUUACAAAUGAUGUGGACACACAGAGACUAAAGGGGAAGACAGUUAUGGCAGAACGCGAGAGAUACGACGCUGUCAAACACUGUCGCUAUGUCGACGAGGUCGUGGAGGGGUGCCCCUGGGAAAUUACGCCGGAAUUCAUGGAGGAACACCAGAUUGAUUUUGUGGCCCAUGACGAUCUCCCGUACUCGGCCAACGGUUGCGAGGACAUCUACAAGCCCCUGAAGGAAAAGGGGAUGUUUGUGGCGACACAGCGGACAGAGGGCGUGUCCACUUCUGGCAUCAUCUCCCGAAUAGUUCGCCACUACGACACGUUUGUCCGUCAGAAUCUCUCCCGGGGAUACACGGCAAAAGACAUGAACCUAGGGUUCAUGAAGGAGAAGGAGGUGCAGAUAAGAGAAGGGGUGAGUUCGCUGAAGGGAAAAUCCAGAGACUUGAUCAGUGGAUUCGUGGGAGUCUUUGGCCGCGAUGGGAGAAUUGUGAGCUUGAACUAAAUUUUGAGUGAAUUCUUCCACAAUAAGAAGCAAAGAGCAGUCUCGCCUGAACCAGUCGACCACGUCGAACCUGGCUCACCACCCCUACCCCCUCGUGAGGACCACUCUUCUACCAAUGGCGACCACCACAGUACCAAUGGGGACCACUCCAGUACCAUUGGAGACCACAGUGCUACCACCCCAGUAGAUACCAGUCGUAACCAUUCUGAGACCAAUACUGACCAUUUCUGCCACCAAUAUUCAUGCCAGCACUAACCGUGCAUUUUACUGCAAUAAAUUGUUGUUGUAAACAGUGUUGUAAUCGUUGAUCGGUGAUAUAUAAUGUAAGGUGAUCAUGUUCCUGUGAUUCGAGUGGGUGAAGGUUAAAAAUAAAUAAAAAAUAGCAACCCUAAAGUGGUGACGUAAUAAUGAUCUCACUAUGCUCCGUCUCUACGGCUGAAGCUCACAAGCCUAGCGUUGACUCCCAGUUUUAGCGCUGAUUCGACUAAAUCACCGAUUUGAUCAACGUCCAGCAGUGUAUCGGCCAAGUUGUUAUCACGAUCUCCGACGUCGUUUGGUCGACUCAGUCGCUCAUUCCCGUUCUGCCAUUCCAGGUAAGGCCCGGUGGCUCGAAGGAGCUCUGCGUACGGGGCGAGCGGGAGACUGCGAGCCCGGUACGGUACCAGUUGGAUGGUGACAGACUCUGGUGGCAUGUAGAGAGCAUUCAGCAGCUCUGCGCCGUGGAAACCGACAAGGAUUGUAAACUGCUGCAUUUGAGCCACCUAUGUGAAAAGAGGAAAAGAGAGUGGGGAGAAAUGGUCUGGAAGAGAAAAAUUCAUAUGGUGUGGGUAGACCUUUUAGAGUAUUAGAAACUGCAUCCACUGUGUGUGUGUGUGUGUGUGUGUGUGUGUGUGUUGACUCACCUGCUCGCGAUACGAGAGAGCAUCAAACUGGACCACCUCCACAUGAACAAACUUUGACAGGGCAGCCACCACCUCCUCUUCGUUGAGGAUCCGUCUGUUGCCGG
Molecule: messenger RNA, 2518 nt
Organism: Geodia barretti
Lineage: Eukaryota; Metazoa; Porifera; Demospongiae; Tetractinellida; Geodiidae
Source: the annotation of a GenBank genome assembly